Messenger RNA from Sparassis crispa, 2379 nucleotides. RefSeq lists its product as hypothetical. Gene Ontology annotation, molecular function: DNA replication origin binding; single-stranded DNA binding. The record is from RefSeq and is a predicted model, not a curated record. The coding region runs from base 1 to 2379 and encodes 792 amino acids. Gene Ontology annotation, biological process: DNA replication; DNA replication initiation. Gene Ontology annotation, cellular component: replication fork protection complex; nucleus. NCBI's taxonomy places the organism in Eukaryota, Fungi, Basidiomycota, Agaricomycetes, Polyporales, Sparassidaceae. The transcript is spliced from 5 exons.
AUGGAAUCAUCCUCACACAAGGAAGUGCUCGAAGCGGCUUGCCAAGCAGAGAUCCGGAAGCAGAUCGCUUUACUUCAGGCCCAACUCGUCGAACCUGUGGACUCGGACACCACUUCACCACUUUUAUCAUCAUCUCCAAAAAGGAAACGGCUUUCGGGACUACUGGCUCCCUCUACACCUUCUCCAAGUGAGUUCAGAAUUCGAAAUCUCAUACGACGUCAGGGUGCUUACCUGACCGCACAAGAGAAGCGAAAGGUCGCGGAACAGUCAAGACACGGCGCGGAUCGCAGGACUGUACUUCGCAAGCCGCAGGUUGCAGCCUCCAGUGGUCAAGCGAAGGCCUUGCAGCUAGCAUCGGUGCAUAGCACUGCGAAGGCUACGCAGCCCUUGAAGUUGACGGCUUCGACGGUAUUGCAGAAACUCGCCAAUGCUCAUUCGCACAACAAUCAUCUCCCGGUUGGCCCGGUAGUCGUUCGAUCGUCUGCCUUCUCAGACAAGGCCGCUACUCCCAACGUCGACACCGUUGUUGUGGAUGGCAGAAGCGAAGAUUGCACCAGUGCUCAUGCUCGUGACGACCGCCUUGCUCUCGUUGAGGAACUAGUGUUAGGCCCGGCUGAACACAAACCACCAUUCGAUGACCCACACUUCGAGAAGUUGGAACCAAACUCGAUGAUCCGCCUAUCAUCCCGCUCUAUCCCUUAUGAGGAUUUCCAGGACUACCUCCGCGGUCGAUACUACCUUUCACCCUCAAAGUUGUACUCUGUGAUACGUCUCCUACCAAGCAAGCAGGGUUACGAUGUUCCCGUCGAGGGCGACUGGUUGACCAUCGCCGUCGUCGCUGAGCGAGGAAAGCUGAAAUACAGCCAGGCCCCGGUGGGUACUGGUCGAGACGACAAGGUCCAGGGGGAGGAGGAUGAGGAACUGGACUUGCCCUUAACCUUGGACGGCACCGGGAAGCCUCCCCAGCGGCAAAAGGGCCCGCCAAGGAAGAAGCCCAAGGAGGAGCCGAAGCCACACGGAAAGAAGUAUGUCAACCUCAAGCUUAUCGAUUUCGGCUGCCGCUCGAGGGGGUCAUCCGACAAUGGCGGGCAGUCUAUGAUCAGAGGCGAUGCAUUCUUGUCCUUGCUGCUAUUCGAGGCGGACGGGUUCGACUUGGUCACGAAGGAGAACGGGAAGAAGGAGAAAAUUUACAAGGGAGGAAGUCGGGGCGCAUUUGAAAAAUUGUCGAUGUUGAGGGAAGGCGCCGUGGUUGCGCUACUCAAUCCGAGGAUUCUCAAGCCCUUCCAGCGGUCGGGAGAUGCACCCCAUCCCACCGACAACAUUCUUGCAAUUACUCCAGAAUCAGUAGCAUCCAUUGCAGUGAUCGGCUACUCUCAGGACCUGGGCAUGUGCAAAGUUGUCAAGCGCGAUGGCUCCGUAUGCGGCGGAUGGUGCGACAAGAGGGUCGCAGAAGUCUGCGACUGGCAUAUCCAACAUGCUGUCGAGCGUAAGAGGGCCGGCAGGGCAGAGUUCUCUAUGGGAACCUCGGGCAUGUCCACAGGCGUGAAGAAGAAGCUUGCCUACGACCCUUCACAUCGAUGGGGCUUGAAGCCGGAGAACGAGAGCAGCGGUACCGGUGCGACGUACGUCGUGUCGGGCCACAUUGUCUCUGGCUCCAAAGACUUGUACCUCACGGAGUCCAUGGGGCGCAAUGCUCAAGCAAAGGCUUCUCGUAAGUCGGCGAAGGAUGCGGAUUGCGCGUUGCGGCAACUUCUGAAGAAGGACAAGAAGGGUUCCAAGGCACUUUUCACCGCCCGGGAGUAUAGCAAACAGAUGCAAAGCGCAGAUAAAGCGAAGGGGAAGGAGAGGGAAAGCGAGAAGCCGAGCAAGAAGCCCAAGGCGAAACACCUAGACGACGUAGAUUCCUCUGAGUUCGAGUCUGAUAUUGGUGACGAAUCUACGAAGCCGGAUGCCGCGAAGAAGCCGCGUAAGAAUGCAUAUUCCGCCCAGCUCAUCAGGAACUUGGGAUUUGACCCAACGGUCAAGGACGGAAGGAAAUCUGUGGACUCAAACGUACAGAGCAAACUCGACGCCCUAACGGUGUUGCAAACCAAGAGAGGCUUCGCCCUCGGUCCAAGGCCGGGCAAGAGAACCACCUGUGUUCAUCGUCCUGAAGCGGCAGCAAAAGCUGCGCCAACACCUGAGACUGAAGCCCCGAACGCAAAGUCGGUACACUUACCGGAUGGCGAUGAUCCGCUGCACAUACCCGACAGCAGCGAUGACGAGGACGAGAUGGAGAAGGCGGAGAUUGCAGCGUUCGGGAAGCCUCUCGCCUCGAUCCAAUCGAAGGUGGUGGAUCUAGACAGCAGUGACGGGGAGCUGGAGGUGAUGCCUCCCUAG